AUGGAGGUGUUGGUAUUUAGAAGUGAACAAGGUAUUGACAAAAGUGGGAUACAAAUAAUGAAACGUGGUAAGACCAAGAUUCCUGUGUACUCAAAGGGCUCACCCGCUCUGAGAGAAUAUAAGGACCUUCUAAAGAAAAUCAAGCAGACACCUAUGGAUCCUGACGCUAGAAUUACAAGUGAAGAAUCAAUCUAUGAGGACACUAGAGAAGAGCCGCAAUUUGAUGACAGUGAUGAGGAAUACGCUGACCGUGAGAACAUUGAGUUAAUAGACAUAAGUGCAAAAUUAGGAGACCUUCAAGGGUUAACAAUGCAAGAAAACAAUGAACUGAGAGGUGUUCUUAACCCACCUGGUGGAUCAAGUAUAGAAGGCAGAACAGGUCCCAAUGGAGCGUUACAAAUUCAAGCGGACUACUUUAAUGAAGCUAUUGGUGAAACCGUGGAACGCGCCACCUCAGUGAAAGGUACAACUGAGUACAAUUCCCUCCUAGAAAGAAUUGAUAGUCUAAAGGAAGCUAGAGAUAGGACACUAGAGCAGAGAACAGUAGAGGAAGCAAGAGAGGCACAGUUGGAAGACAUUUCCAGAUUACGCAAGUUUGUGAAAUGGUUAGGGGAGGAAAAGCAAUAUCAACAGCAGGUCUAA
Messenger RNA from Paramuricea clavata, 642 nucleotides. The record is from the annotation of a GenBank genome assembly. Lineage: Eukaryota; Metazoa; Cnidaria; Anthozoa; Malacalcyonacea; Plexauridae.